CUAGGUAAUCCCCCCCCCCCCAUUGAAAUGCCCAAGUUCAAGGUUGCAAUUUGUGGUGGAGGUAUAAGUGGUCUUUGCCUUGCGGUCCUCCUCUGCAGAGAUCCUAGUAUCCAAGUCGACAUGUAUGAAAGCGCCAGUCGAUUCGCUGAGAUCGGUGCUGGAGUGAUGAUAUGGUCGCGGACAUGGAAAAUCUUAGAGGCUGUCGGAUUGGCAGAAGACUUUUCCCGUAUUGCACAUCCUCCUCCUGACGGGUCAAUCGGCGUUGGCUUUGACUACAGACGAUCUGACCAGGUUGAGGAAGGGUUCCAAUUUCGUCUCGUCGAAAUGGCAUACGGAUGUAUUCGUUUCCAUCGUGCUCAUUUCCUUGACGUUCUGGUCAACCGUUUGCCUCCUGGAGUAGCACACUUCGGUAAACGACUAGCUGCUUACUCUGACGAUUCCGAGGCAGAAACCAUAACAUUGAACUUUGCGGACGGAACCACAGAGGCUUGCGACUUACUUGUAGGCUGCGAUGGCAUAAAGUCUACUGUCCGCAAACAAAUGUUUGCUGAGGAAGGCGGACAUGAUCCUGUGUUCACAGGAACGAUUGCAUACAGAGGUCUUAUUCCUGUAUCAGCCCUUUCUUCUGAUGGAGCGGUUCAUCGUACUGUUUCUACACCAAUGAUGUAUUGCGGCAAGGACAAGCACAUCGUCAGCUACUCGAUUUCACAAGGAUCCGUUGUCAAUGUCAUCACCUUUAGGUCUGACCAUGAGAGGGAGGGUUCCACCUACCCUGAUACAUGGGUGACAGAAUGCUCGCAGCAAGAGCUUCUUGACUGCUAUUCUGGCUGGGAGCCGGAGGUUAUUGAGAUGCUUCAGCAUAUUGAAACCCCCACGCGCUGGGCACUGCAUCAUCUGCGUCCUUUACCUCGCUUUGUCAACAAAAAGGUGGUAUUAGUUGGGGAUGCAGCCCACGCGAUGUCGCCCCACCAAGGUGCUGGUGCUGGUCAAGCUAUUGAGGAUGCCUUCGUUCUUGCUCGUCUGCUUAAGAUCUGUACGUUAUCAACGCUUCACCUUGCAUGCGAGGCUUAUCAACAUGUCCGACUACCGCUUGCUAACCGGGUUCUCCGUGGGUCUUAUGAAUCUGGAAUGAUGUACGAGUUCACUAGCGAGUUUGGGGAUGACUAUCCCAGACUCGGACCUGCUAUAGAGAAGCAAUGGGCUUGGAUAGAUGAGACGGACCCAGUAGAGGUUUUGCAACGGGCAGUGGACUAUUAUGACUCGUUGUUGUUGUCGGAUACAUAGAUUUACUGCUUCAGCUUCUCGACUAAUUGAGGUAUCACUUCGUACAAAUC
Guyanagaster necrorhizus is the source of this 1334-nucleotide messenger RNA. Its product is annotated as FAD/NAD-P-binding domain-containing protein. Lineage: Eukaryota; Fungi; Basidiomycota; Agaricomycetes; Agaricales; Physalacriaceae. The transcript is spliced from 10 exons. Gene Ontology annotation, biological process: secondary metabolite biosynthetic process. The record is from RefSeq and is a predicted model, not a curated record. Gene Ontology annotation, molecular function: FAD binding. Bases 28 to 1284 code for a protein of 418 amino acids.